This is a messenger RNA of Rubroshorea leprosula, 1533 nucleotides long. NCBI's taxonomy places the organism in Eukaryota, Viridiplantae, Streptophyta, Magnoliopsida, Malvales, Dipterocarpaceae. The record is from the annotation of a GenBank genome assembly.
AUAUCUUCCCUCCCUCUCCCCUACCCCUCUUUUCCUUUCCUUUCCUUUCCUUUCCUUUCCUUUGUAGUCCGUGCAAUGGCUCUUCUUUCCUCCCAAUCUCCAUGUCAUCUUCUUUGGUCAUGUUCGACCCUUGUUUUCUUAGUUCUGCUUCGAUCUGAUACUGCUUCUUCAGCUCUGAUACUGACCUUGAGGAACCAUCAUAACAGACAUCAACAUAGAAGACCAAUGUUCCAGACCAACCAAAGCACAUGUGCUCUGUUUGCAGGCACUUGGGUGUAUGAUGAAAGCUACCCACUUUAUCAAUACUCAAGCUGUCCCACUAUAGACCCAGAAUUCAAUUGCCAAAAGUACGGCAGACCCGACUCCGAUUACCUCAAAUACAGAUGGCAGCCUCUCAAUUGUGAGCUUCCCAGCAUGUUCAUGGUAGGUUCAAUGGGCUCGAGUUCUUGAUGAAGAUGAGAGGGAAAACGGUGAUGUUUGUGGGUGACUCGCUGGGGAAGAAUCAAUGGGAGUCUUUGAUUUGCUUGAUUUCAUCUGCGGCGCCGCGAACCGAGACGCAGCGAUCAGGAGGAGAUCCCCUCUCCACCUUCAAGUUCUUGGAUUAUGAUUUGUCUGUGGCAUAUUAUCGAGCUCCUUAUCUAGUGGACAUAGAUGUGGUACAAGGGAGGAGAAUCCUGAGGCUAGAAGACAUAUCCAACAACGGAAAUGCGUGGAGGGUUGCUGAUGUGCUGUUGUUCAACACAGGGCACUGGUGGAACCACAAAGGAUCUCUCCAAGGGUAUGCAAAAAUUGCAAUUUCUUUACAAUUAUCUGUUUGCUUCAGCUGGAAGUGAAAAUCCCAAUCUAGGGUUUGCUUAAUUCGAUUGGUUUGAGGUGAAUUCUUCACAGGUGGGAUCUCAUAGAAUCAGGAGGCAUAUAUUACCAGGACAUGGACCGCCUGGUUGCUUUAGAAAAAGGACUGAGAACAUGGGCCAAUUGGGUAGACUCCAAUGUUGACAGAACCAGAACCAGAGUCUUUUUCCAGUCCAUUUCUCCCACACACAAUGAUCCAAAUGAAUGGCAAACAGUAACAACAGCAACAACGACAAAAAACUGCUAUGGAGAAACGGUGCCAAUGAGUGGAACAACAUACCCCACUGGAGAAUACCCUGAGCUUAUGAGGGUGGAGGAUGAAGUAAUCAGGGAUAUGCACACUCCUGUAUAUGUAUUGGACAUAACCAUGCUUUCUGAGCUAAGGAAAGAUGGGCAUCCCUCAAUUUACAGUGGUGAUUUGAGUCCUGGCCAAAAGGCUAACCCAUAUCAGUCUGCAGAUUGCAGCCAUUGGUGCAUCCCUGGAUUGCCUGAUACUUGGAACCAACUAUUCUAUACUGUCUUAUUCUACUAAUUUUGAUUAUAUGUUUACAGAGAGUGAGCAGAACGGCAAUUACUCUCUGCAUCAUUUAUCACUUGUUCUUAUGAAACUUUAGAUUAGGGUAAUCUCUUUUGCAAAGUAAGCAUUUAUUAUUUCUGAAGAGAAAUUACAUGUUCAUGUCU